AUGUCUGCUCACACUGCCACCAAUUCGACACCGGCCGUAGAGGGUUUCAUACCAGAUCCGGACAACUCGACCAUGGAUACCGAAGAUUCAUCACGCGAAAUGGGCAUUGGCGGAUGGGUAGGCAAAGAAAAAGAGACCUUUAGCGACACCGGGAGUGCAAGAAGAAGAUUGGUCAUUACGGAAGAAGAUGAGGAGGACGCAACAGCAAGACCGCUGGAAGACAUCCUGGAUUAUUCUACAGAGGAAGCGGAGCAAGAAGACACCAUCAGGGAGACACCCAUGGACAAUUCUACGGAUACAGAGGAUGAACCUACGAAACCCGUCAGCAGGAACAGCAAGAGAAUAAUUCUAAGCAGCCCAGAGGAUGUGACACCAAGGAAGAAGUCAGGCCCAAAGAAGUCUCCAUAUGGUUACAAAAGGACAUUAACCCGAUCACCUGGCCUUAGAACACCAAAGAAGAAUCUAAUGAACACCUACGAUUACACGGAUGGAACAAAAGGAAGGUUAAGCAGUGCUGGUUUUUACGCGGUUCCCAUUGGAUUUGAAAAACAAGAAGUCUUCUUAAAACUAGGGGAAUGGUACGCUAUGCAGGGGAAAUGCAACAAGGAGCAGUCGGUGAAAAACGUCGUUAGACUUACUUACUUGAUGGGAAACAAAGCUUCAAGAUUCAACAUAAGAAACAUUACCGCCGACAGAUACAUCCUGGCCAACGAAUUUUUAAGAUCUCACAACGUUGACGUACAGACGCUCAUCAACUAUAACAAAUGCAUGAAACACUUUUUCGAUUUCUACUUGAACGAUGACUGCAUCAACCUGAAACAAGACGACAGGGGGGAAUACGACAGGGUUAAAGCAAUAAAAUACAAGUUUGGCCUAAUUUUCAAGCAACUAGAGAAAGAAGCAAGAGAUCGACAGAGACAAAAGAAGGCGACCGAACUCAACCCAGCGACACCGUACGAAGUACAGACAGUAUUGAGGGUGGCGAAACCAACAUUCGAGAAGUCCAUGGAGGCAUGCAAACAGAGGGUACUAUCUAAAGUUGAACUCGCGGAAGUUAACAGGUAUAUCGCGGCUUUCGUGUGCCUGGCGCAGGGCAAUUGGCCAUCGAUGGUAACUAAUGUAACAGCAGCAGAGUACCACACCGCAACAAGUCAAGCUCCAAUAGUAAAACAAGGACAAAAAUAUUGGGUGGUGAUGGUGGGGAAACAUAAGACCGCUUUACAAUAUGACGCCAACAUUGUUUUGGAUGAGUACUGGAAGGAGAAAUUUCAAUCUUACAACAAAUAUAUUAGGCAACAAAGAGUGCAGGCAAAGAACACAGAAAACGACAACUUCAUAUUACAACAUGACGGACAGCCAUUUGUUAAGGUAUCGCAUGGACUAACACAACUACAUAGGAAGUACAAAUUGCAUCCAGAAUACACUGCAAACGACGCGAGGAAGAGUUUUGAAACGUACAGCUCGAGGUUUAACAAGGAAUUAAGGAAGGACAUUUCUAACUAUUUGGCUCACUCAGAACACGUGGCGAACACACACUACAGGGCACAGGGACAACACAAGGCGGUAGAGACGACAAUACAAUUGAAAGGGAUGUACCAGUAUUAUACCACACGCGACCGAGAUGACCAUCCACAGGCAUACGAAUUGACGGAAGGCUCAGUAAUAGAAGGAGAAGGAGAAGUCGAACAACAGGAGCCACAAGAAGGGACCAGCACCGGCGGCGAAACAUCGCAAGGAGAUGAGACAGAGGAAACCAACGCAAACAACAUAGCCACACCACCCAGAUAA
Molecule: messenger RNA, 1788 nt
Organism: Mercenaria mercenaria
Lineage: Eukaryota; Metazoa; Mollusca; Bivalvia; Venerida; Veneridae
Exons: 1
Coding region: 1-1788 (595 amino acids)
Source: RefSeq, a predicted model, not a curated record